Chiloscyllium plagiosum (whitespotted bambooshark) is the source of this 1143-nucleotide messenger RNA. The record is from RefSeq and is a predicted model, not a curated record. Lineage: Eukaryota; Metazoa; Chordata; Chondrichthyes; Orectolobiformes; Hemiscylliidae.
UCUCUCCUCCCUUUCUCCCUCGGUCCCCCCCCUCUCUCCCUGCCUCCCCGGGGAAGUGGGAAGAGACCGUGGCCGUGGACAAGCUGUUCAACACGAUGAGAACGUACCGCGUGUGUAACGUGGACCGGCCCAACCAGGACAACUGGUUACGGAGCGCCUACAUCGGCCGUGGGGAGGCGCAGAUGGUUUAUGUCGAUCUGCGGUUUACCAUCAGGGACUGCAGCUCCAUACCUGGCACCGACGGAUCGUGCCGGGAGACCUUCGGCCUUUACUAUGGCGAGGCGGACUCCGACGGUGAGCCCUCGGCCCGUACGGCCACCCAGCUGAAGGCCGCCUUCACCAAGGCCCGGGACAUCACCGCCGAGCACGUCUUCGCCCUCAACGGGAUGGGCAAGGUCAACAGGGCGACCGUGCCGAUCGGCCCACUCACCGGGGCGGGCUUCCGCUUGGCGUUCCGGGACCGGGGAGCCUGCGUCAACCUCCUGUCCGUGCGGGCCUCCUUCCGCAAGUGCCCGGCCACCGUCGUCAACCUGGCCCGGUUCCCGGAGACGGCGGCGGGGCCCAGCCUCAGCUCGCUGGCCGUGAGCCAUGGCACAUGCGUGGCCAAUGCCACGGAGAGUUCCUUCCCCGUGAAGAUGCACUGCACUAGUGAGGGAGACUGGAUAGUGCCCGUCGGGGGCUGCGAGUGUAGGCCUGGUUACCGCAGCAACGAGGAGCUCACCGCUUGCACAGAGAUUGAAGAGCAAGCAACCGUCUUUGAGCUGGGGUCAGAGCGGGGCCCUUCCCAGGAUGCUUUGGACCCUUCCUGUGGCCAAUUGGAAAGCCUGCUGCGAGUCAAUCAGCAAUGGUUGGAGGGGCAGGCCCAGGCUUUGAGUCACCUGACCCAGGCUGUGGAGGUCCUCAACUCUUCCCUGCUCGACAUCUCACAGAGACUUCACCUGCUCCUGAGGGGCCAACCUCAGACGCUACCAGACCCGGUGAUUGCUCCCAAUGUCAAUGGCGGAAAGGAAAAUUGAGCCUUCCUGACUUCACCUCAUCAGACUGUGACAGUUCUUCGGACAUCUGGACGUCAGUGAGAGUGGGGAAAACAAAACCUCCCUGUCCAUCCGCACUCCUUUCCCUCUUCUCCCCGUGUUCACUUAA